This is a messenger RNA of Fusarium coffeatum, 1584 nucleotides long. RefSeq lists its product as uncharacterized. The record is from RefSeq and is a predicted model, not a curated record. NCBI's taxonomy places the organism in Eukaryota, Fungi, Ascomycota, Sordariomycetes, Hypocreales, Nectriaceae. The transcript has 2 exons. Bases 1 to 1584 code for a protein of 527 amino acids. Gene Ontology annotation, molecular function: protein binding.
AUGGACUCUCUCGGUUCAUCACCACGAAAGGGCAUUUCCGCCUCGCCUACACUUCCAACUAUGAAGUCCUGCUCCAUCGCCGGAUCCAAGCGUUCCGCUCCGUCUCUGCUCCCGCCCUUUGAGCCGCUCUCUUCGUCACCACCAAACCUGCCACGACCCGUGAAGCGACAGAAUCUCGGCUCGGGCUCGGGCACAGGACGUUCUCGUGCUCACCUCAAGUAUCCUACUCCCGUUCCCACGUCGAGCACGGGUAUCUUGUCGAGUUCCCCGCCCCAACGGGCCGCAAGCGCUUCCGAGCGAGCCCCGCUCGCUGCCGUCCCCGCCGUUGAACUGUCGGAAAACGGCGAGACUCUUGUUAUGGGUCGAUCCUCCAACUCGUCCCACUACCAGAUUUCGGCCGACCGCCUUGUUUCCCGUGUCCAUGUCAAGGCUCGCUUCGUUGCUGCUGCCAGUCCUCUUGAGCCCAGCAAGAUUGAGAUUAUCUGCAAUGGCUGGAACGGACUCAAGCUGCACAGCCAGGGCCGCACUUGGGAGCUUUUCAAGGGCGAUAGUUUCACCAGUGAGACCGAGGGUUCCGAGAUCAUAAUUGACGUGCAGAACUCGCGUGUUUUGGUCCAAUGGCCUAAGCGGGCUCAUGACCAUCUUGCUGAGGCCCUUUGGGACUCUCCUCCCUGCCAGUCUCGUGCUCAGGCUAUUAUGCAAUCUUCCCCUCCUCGUCGUGCUUCUCGUAUUGCAUCUCCUGAGAGCCCCACGCCUGCUAGCCUGUCUAGCUCUCGUCGUCUCCAGUCCCUGCUGCCCGGACAGCGUGACAUCGAAAUCUACGAGGAUGAUGUUGAGCCUCGCCUGCCAGAGCACAAGCUUGACCCUACCAACAUCAAUGUUAGCAUGUGCAGCGAGCUGACUGCCAGCUUCAGCAGUGAAGUCAGUGAUGAUAUCGAGGAGCACAACCCUAAUGAGGAGAAUGACCCCAUCAUCCACUCCUUCGGACCCUUUGGCGCCGACAUUUCUUGCCGGUUGGCUUCGAUAAGCACAAAGUCUCCCAAGAUCUUCAAGGGCGCCAAGCGAGCUGUCAACCCUCUUCACAACUCUGUCGCUUCUGAUCUUUUUGCUCCUCGCCAUAUCCCUGCCCCUCCCCAGUCUCCUCGCAAGCAGGAGACCCGGGCUGAGUCUCCUCUCUCUUCGCCUCCUCGCAUCACUUCUCCCACUCCUACUCCUGAGGCCAAGAUGACCUUUGAGACCAACCCUGCUGUUGCCAACCAUGUCAUCAACCAGCUCGCCUUCUCGCGUCUGUCUUCAACCCCUCUGUCCACCAUCAUGGCUCACCUUCCCACCGAGGAGAAGCGAGACAUCACCAAGGAUGACCUUCGCGAUGUCAUCGAGAGCACUCCCUGCAUUGGCAUCAUCAAGCGCUCGGGCAAGGACGCCGCUGGCAAGCCUCUCGAGAGCGAGUACUACUACGUCCCUGAGCACGACGACGAUCAGUCUCGCCGCCUGGCUGUUACUGAUGGGCUUCGCAAGCCCAGCCUCCGAGCUUGUCGCAAGCAGCACAAGCAAUACUACUGGAAGCGACCUAAGACCCCUUGA